GCGGCCUUUCCCGCCGGAGCGAUUAGACUGCAGCACCGCCCGCCUGGGAACGCCGAGCCGGGCCGCAGAGGUGGCUUGAAGGGUGCAGCGCGGGCGGGGGAGGGAGCUGAGAUGGCGGCUCUGCCCGCUUCCCGCCUUGUCCCACGUGGUGCAUCCCUUUGGAGACCUUUGGCAGCAUUCUCCGCUUCUGGGCGGGCACUCCAUCAGACGCCAGCAGUCGACGGGACUGACAGUUCUGUUCAGCUUCAGCAGAAGAGCUCAGCCAUCGUCCAGAAGAAGCCGGCCCUUCCCAGCAGCCGAGGCGAAUAUGUUGUCACCAAGCUUGAUGAUUUGAUUAAUUGGGCUCGUCGGAGCUCCUUGUGGCCGAUGACAUUUGGCUUGGCCUGCUGCGCCGUUGAAAUGAUGCACAUGGCGGCCCCUCGCUACGACAUGGACCGCUUUGGGGUGGUCUUCCGAGCCAGUCCCCGGCAAGCCGACGUCAUGAUUGUGGCAGGCACGUUGACCAAUAAGAUGGCGCCCGCCCUCCGGAAGGUCUAUGAUCAGAUGCCUGAGCCACGUUAUGUGGUCUCGAUGGGGAGCUGUGCAAACGGUGGCGGCUACUACCAUUACUCCUACUCUGUGGUGCGGGGUUGCGACCGGAUCGUGCCUGUGGACAUCUACGUUCCAGGUUGCCCGCCUACAGCUGAAGCUCUUCUGUACGGGAUCUUGCAGCUGCAGAAGAAGAUCAAGCGGGAGAAGAGGAUCCAGAUCUGGUACCGCAAAUAGUUUUGCUUAUAUCUCAAGCCGUCGGACUGUAAGCGGGCAUCCUAGGUGCACUUAAGCUGGUUUUCACAAUUCUCUAAUAAAGUUGCUUAUAUAUAUAUGUAAAUACA
Sphaerodactylus townsendi is the source of this 872-nucleotide messenger RNA. RefSeq names its product NADH:ubiquinone oxidoreductase core subunit S7 (gene NDUFS7). The record is from RefSeq and is a predicted model, not a curated record. The coding region runs from base 112 to 765 and encodes 217 amino acids. The transcript has 8 exons. NCBI's taxonomy places the organism in Eukaryota, Metazoa, Chordata, Lepidosauria, Squamata, Sphaerodactylidae. Gene Ontology annotation, biological process: mitochondrial respiratory chain complex I assembly; electron transport coupled proton transport; aerobic respiration. Gene Ontology annotation, molecular function: NADH dehydrogenase (ubiquinone) activity; quinone binding; 4 iron, 4 sulfur cluster binding.